GCUGGAGCCAGGGAUUUAAAAAAUGGAUGACAUUGUUGACCUUUGCUUCAUGGACUUUAAAGAAAUUGUUAAAACCCUAAUCAUAACUGGGAAUUCAUGGAGACUACAUGAAAUAAUUGACAGAUUCUUCAGGAGCAUAUCAGUUGUCAACAGGGAGUCUCUGGCUGAAAUACAGAAUAUUCAGAUUGAAGAAAUUGCAGUGAACCUGUGGAACUGGACAGUUACCAAGAGAAUAGAAUUGUCUGUGAAUGAAAGCCAGACAGCUAAAUUGUAUCAUAUUGCUUGUAAGCUGGUAUGUAUGUAUGGAAUCUCAGUUUCUUCAGAAGAAGCUAUUCAAAGACAGACUUUGAUGAAUAUGAAAACGGGAAAAGAAUGGUUGGAUACUGGAAAUGCUCCGAUUGCUGAUGAAUUUUUUCAAGCUGCCAUGGCUGGUCUGGAGAAAUUAUAUGUCAAGUUAAUACAGAGCUGCUACACUGAGGCCAACUUGACAAUGCAUAAGAUCAUUGUGGAGAAGGGUGUCUUCCAUGUGCUUUCUUUUCAAGCUGAGUCAGCUGUUGCUCAAGGGGAUUUUCAGAAAGCAUCUAUGUGCAUAUUACGUUGUAAAGAUAUGCUGAUGAGGCUCCCUGAAAUGACAGAAUAUCUUCAUGUACUCUGUUACAACCUUGGAGUAGAAACAGGCAAGCAGAAUAAAUGGAAAGAGAGUUCAUUCUGGCUUAGCCAAAGCUAUGAAAUUGGGAAGAUGGAUAAGGACUCUGUUGAACCAGAAAUGCUGGCUAAAGCUCUGCGAUUACUAGCCACUGUUUAUUUGGAUUGUGAUGAUGAAGAAUAUUAUAAUAAGGCCCUCAUUGCUGUACUCCUAGCAAACAAGGAGCAUUUAGAUCCAGCUGGGCUUUUCUUAAAGAUGAGAGUCCUCAUGAAAGGCAAAACAUGUAAUGGAGAACUCCUUGAAGCGGUCAUGGAAAUACUACAUCUUGCUAUGCCUUUGGAGUUCUGUCUGAGCAUUACUCAAUUCCUGAUUGAUAAUAAAAGAGAUUCUGUUGGUUGUUUUCUGAGGAUCAUCUCUGAUCAUUUUAAGUUGGCAGAAGAUAGUAGGAAAGUUCUAUUGUUCUAUAUUGACAUACUUUUACAAAAAGAUCAAGACCUGAUGGCUGAAGAGAAGAUUAAAGAAAUCCUUAUAGGUCACCAAACAAGAAGUCAACUGACAAGAGAUUUAGUAAAUUGGUUACACAACAUUCUGUGGGGAAAAGCUACCAGAAGUUUUAAGGUACAAAAUUACACGGAUGCUUUACACUGGUACCGUUAUUCUCUGAAGUUGUAUGAAUGUGAUCAAGAGGAUCUGGAUUUGGUCAAGCUGAAGAGGAACAUGGCUUCCUGUUACUUACAUUUGAAACAACUUGAUAAGGCUAAAGAGGCAGUAACAGAAGUUGAGCAACAGGAUCCUACAAACAUAUUCACUCAAUUUUACAUAUUCAAGAUUGCAGUCAUGGAGGGCAACUCUGACAGAGCUUUACAGGUAGUCGGUACUUUAAAGAAAUUAUUAAUAGAUGAAAAACUGGAUAAUGAUGGUCUAUUUGAAAGUGAAGUUUCACCUACCAAAAUCCUACGUUUGGCUAUACAGUUUGCUCUACAGAAUGGACAACAAUUUGUGGCAGGCAAAGCUUUGGAAUAUUUAUCUCAACUUUCAGAAGACCCAGAAGAAGUACUUGGAGCUUUAAAGUGUCUGGUUCGAAUUAUUCUUCCAGAAGUUUCUCAUAUGCCAGAAUCUGAAAAUAAAAAGAAAGUAAUGGAGAGACUUUUGACUUACUUGAAUACAGCACUCCUGAAAUUUUCUCAGUGUUUUGAUGAAGAUCCUUCAGCUUUGGAGUCUAGGGUUAAUGAUGCCAAUUGGUUCAGAAAAAUAGCUUGGAACUUAGCUCUGCAGUCUGAGAAGGAUCGAGAGACAAUGAAAAAAUUUUUUAUGGUUUCUUAUAAGCUGUCCCUUUUUUGUCCUUCUGAUCAAGGACUACUGAUUGCACAGAAAACAUGUUUACUUGUAGCAGCUGCAGUUGAUCUAGAGCAAGGAAGAAAAGCUUCAACAACUUACGAACAGGUAAUGUUACUGAGAAUGUCACUUGAGCAGACCCAGAAAUGCAAAAUUGUCUGGAAUCUCCUGAAACAAACAGGAGACUUUUCUGGUGAUGACUGUGGAGCAAUGCUUCUGUUGUAUGAGUUUGAAAUUAAAACCAAAACAAACGAUCCAUCACUGUACAGCUUCCUGGAGUCAGUAUGGAGAAUGCCUGAUAUAGAAAGCAGAACACUUGAAACAAUGGCGUUACUAGCUAUGGAUAAGCCUGCACACUAUCCUACUAUUGCACGGAAGGCCUUGAAAAAACUUUUAUUGAUCCACAAAAAGAAAGAGCCAAUUGACGUUUUGAAAUACAGUGAAUGCAUGCGCAACUUGAUUAACCUUUUGGUGUCAGAUGGAGUAUCAAAUACAGUUCUGUAUUCUCUGAAAGAAAUUUGGGGCCAUUUAAAAAGUGCUCUGAGUCUCAUUAGCCAAACUGAGGGCUACCCAGAAGAGGAGAUUCUCUGGCUAAUGAUCAAGUCUUGGAAUAUUGGAAUAUUGAUGUAUAGCAGGAACAAGUAUGUGUCUGCACAAAGAUGGGCUGGCCUGGCAUUGGAUUUCCUUGGCCACCUUGGCUCCCUCAAAACAAACUAUGAGGCUAAGGUGAAUCUUCUGUAUGUCAACCUCAUGGAAGCAUUAGAUAAAAGGUGGGAGUUAAGGUCUGCAGAGAUGGCUGAACGGUUAAGCACACUGGCUGCUUCUCCAGAGGACCCAGGUUCAGUUCCCAGCACCCAAACAGCAGCUCACAACCACCUGUAACUCCAGUCUCAGAGGUACCAGGUAUCUGAUGGUACUGGAUCCAUAUGUGAUCUCUUCUGGUCUCCAAGGGUACCAGGCAUGCACAUGGUGCAUGCACAUAAAAUAAAAAUAAUAUAUUUAAGAAGGAGUUCACUUUUCAGUGAAGAGGAUGCUGAUUGGAAGAGGCUGUAUAAAUAAGCAGGCUGGCUCAGAGCAUCUUGAAGGUAUAUCUUCAUGAGCUGUUGAAUAUUUUAGUUUUUGCCAUAUGUUUCCUUGAACUUUUUGUUCU
This is a messenger RNA of Peromyscus leucopus (white-footed mouse), 3131 nucleotides long. RefSeq names its product testis expressed 11 (gene Tex11). The record is from RefSeq and is a predicted model, not a curated record. Gene Ontology annotation, molecular function: protein binding. Gene Ontology annotation, cellular component: central element. Lineage: Eukaryota; Metazoa; Chordata; Mammalia; Rodentia; Cricetidae. Gene Ontology annotation, biological process: reciprocal meiotic recombination; male meiosis chromosome segregation; synaptonemal complex assembly.